This is a messenger RNA of Pyricularia pennisetigena, 2622 nucleotides long. RefSeq lists its product as uncharacterized. Bases 1 to 2622 code for a protein of 873 amino acids. The transcript has 3 exons. NCBI's taxonomy places the organism in Eukaryota, Fungi, Ascomycota, Sordariomycetes, Magnaporthales, Pyriculariaceae. The record is from RefSeq and is a predicted model, not a curated record. Gene Ontology annotation, biological process: eisosome assembly.
AUGCAGUCUAUGCGGACGGCGACGCAGGUCCCGCCAUCACAAGUUGCUCCUGUUCCCUCUUCCUCGGGACGACUGAAGUACGCCGAACCACGAGAUUUACCUUCGUUUCCUUCAUCUGGGCUGCGUAAGGAUGAUGCAGCAGCCAGCGCAGCCGCUUCUUUAGGCUGGGCAAACCAGAAACCGGCCACGCCCGUUACUGGUCAAAAUAAUCAGAGGAGCACUCCCGCUGCAUCUGCCGCAGCCGCACUGCUCGCGAAAGAUUCCAAACCUGUUCAACAGUGGUCGCCAGCAAAGAACGAUACGGGGUCCCAGGCGGCUAUUCUUGCUGCAGCGAGGAAACAGGACGUGUCACCUGUGUCUUCUAACCCAUCUGUUAACUGGGGAAAUUCGGCUGCCAACCAAGCAUUCAAGGCAAAAUCUCUGAAGGGCGUGGAACUAUCUGAAAGUCGAGAUAUUUCUCGAAGCGGCUCGCUGCGGGCUGCCAAAGACGCGAUGGGACGCCCUCGCGCCGUCUCUAGCCCUGGGCCGAAGUACGCGGCACAGCAAUCGACAGACAACAGGACCACCAACGCUUUGACUGCUGCAACGAUGGCACAUAGGAGGACUACCAUGACGGGUGUCGACAGGGAAAACAACCCGGCAGGUUCACCCUCGUUUAUGAACAUGAACCGGCAAAUGUUUACUUCGCACCCACCUGUACAAAGCAGUGUGGAUGAGCAGAAACACAAUGAUGUAUUGCACGCUUCAGCCGUCGCGAUGGCAAAGCGAAUGUACAAUAAUCAGGUGCAUCAGCAGCAACAACGAGACGCCGAUGCCGCGGCAAAGUUAGCGCAGAAUGGUGGCGAAUCCAGCAGCCUAGACGCAUCGGCGGCGUCUACGCCACAAUUCACCAACCUUCAGGAGGCGGCGUACAAGCUCGCCCAGGAACGUCUGUCUAAACUCCAAGAAGAGCACGACCGGGCACGACGCAACUGUCACGACUAUUACGGCGCAUCCGCGUCAUCGGCUUCGUACAAGCGAUUUUUGCCCAAAAACAAGCUUAGGCGGCGGUCUUCCAGCGAUGGUGACGCCACCAAAGGCUGGGAAUCGUCUACAAGACAAAGGCGAGCAACGAUGCUUGCCACAAAGUUACCCCGGCAGCAACAAGACUUAGGGGUAGUUGACGAGGAGAAGCGUCAACGUGAUCGUGAGGCGCUGCUUUCCGCGGCCAGGCGUAAUGUGCGUGCACAGCUAGAGGGCAUAGACCGUAAGGUGAUUGCAGAGACAGGUAUGGUAAGCCCUUCAAUGAAGGGUGAGUGGGAAGCCAAGGCCCAAGCCCUCGCUCGCGCCAAGAGUCACCCCGAGUUCAUGGUCGCCACAACGCCUGGCGGUAGUGCGCUGGGUAUCGAUCGGAAUGUCAAUGGGACGCGCAUGGCACCAGCCGGCAAGGUCGACAUCGGGGGCGGCAAGUACAUGGACCAGUCCGAGAUCGAUGAGAUUGCCGCGCGGAGGGUACAACCGUUCUUGGAUGAGAUCAACGAGAAGGCUGAGAAAGAGCGCGAGAGGCUUGCUGCAAUCAAGGCAGAGCAAGAUGCCAAACGGGAGGCUGAGGAGUUAGAGCGGGCUAGAGAGAGGGAGGUCAAGGAGCUUCAUGACAAGAUCAAGGGUCAACAAAAGGAACAAGAAAAGGCUCGAAAGGAGGAGAUCAAGAAGGAGGAGCGAGAGAGGAAACGACUCGAGAAGGAGGCCAAAAUGGAGCAGAAGCGCGAUUCGAAAGAGAGCCAAGGCCACAAUCACUUCCUAUCAAAGAAGGCCACACAAAAUGACCAGGACGACCCACAAGACCCGACCGAUAUGACUUCUUUGAGCGCAGGACAAAAAGAUAAUCCAACAUCCACACCCCAACCGGCAGAAGAUAAAAACGAGAAGCCGAAUAGGGGUCGGUCGCUGCACCUCCGACUUCCUAGCAUGCCGCUUUCAUCAAAACCCAAGGACAAGGGCAAGGAGCGCGAGCGCGAACCUCAUUCGGCCUCGGCGGCCUUGCCUUCCCAAUUGCAGUCGCCGGUGGACGAGAGUUCUCCGACGUCGGCCAAGGUCAAAAACUGGCUCAAGUCCCGCUUCCGACCAAGAGCGAGGUCGAGCGUUGAACAGGGCACGUUCGGCUCGUCGGCCAGAAAGGGAGGGUUUAUCGGUGGUGCAGCCCUCGCCGCUCAACACCAGCGGGCCGCCAGCGAUGGCUCAAGGACAAGCAUCAAGGAGGAGAGCCUGAGGGAGGUGGCUCUCGCCGGUCGGGAUGGCGGCGGCGACCAGGGGACUCUGGCGCGGACGGCCACUGGCGCCUCUUCGACUAUAUCAGGUCAGCAGCCGAGGGUCAUCGGGGCCAGCAGUGUCGUCAGCCUACCCAGCACAUCACAGAGCAUGGUGAGCAGCCUGUCAGUCAGCAGCAGCAGCACGCGGACCGGUAAUGGGGAUAACUUUGUGCUAGCCAAGGACCACUUCAGUCCGACCCCGACAGCAGGAGCCACAGGGUCAUCACCGGCGCUGCUGUCGCUGCCACCCAAGCUCAGAGACCCUACGUUGAGAGCCAGCAAAUCCGGGAGUCCGGUUCGGGACUCGAGGUUUUUGGAAAUGAUGGAUAACUGA